This is a messenger RNA of Aureobasidium vineae, 1893 nucleotides long. Lineage: Eukaryota; Fungi; Ascomycota; Dothideomycetes; Dothideales; Saccotheciaceae. The record is from the annotation of a GenBank genome assembly.
AGCUCGGGUUUCAAUUUCAUGGAUACCGCAGCGCGAAAUUUGCACGGCAUCGUUGAGGAUGUUCAGUCACCGAGUGCCGGCCUGUUGGAUUUCCCCUCACCUGCAAGCGACCUAGAAAUCUACACUCCAGGUGUUGACUCGUUGUCUUUGGCAGCAAACGUGACUUCUAAUCCAUGGCUGGGUUCUGAUACGUGCCUGUUUUCUGCAACAUCCGCAGUUCCUGAUACAGUAGACUUGCAGCCUUCGAUUUGCUCGCCCGCUCACGAGUUUGAACAGCCAGGUCUUGGCUUCGACACUCUUGUCGGCGCGCGUGUAGCACCUGCUCCAACCAGUCCUCUACCACUUCCUUCUUUCAAGGACGGUAGAGACCUUCGUCUGCCAUCGUUCACGCAACUUGGAAUAGCUGCCCCGCACUCCGAACCAGUUCGUCCGGUACUUGUACGCAACCCUCAUCCUUGUCUUGGCGACGACGACUCAUCAGCUUUACCCCGAGUUGGCACAGUCGCCCUGGGAGAAAUCACGAAACUACCUGCCGACCAUCGCGUUGACGAUGCUUUGCUCGAACACGUAGUCGCAUUCCACCCCGAGUCUUCGCCUGCAGUGCAACCCAGAGCACCUCUUCAAAGCCCGGUGCAUCACUAUGUAACGACGCUUACACCUCCUGACGACACUGGCAGAAUAACGUGGGAACCAAUCACGCAGUUCGCGACAGGGCCCAUGGCUCCUCCCGUGGCUGCAAUCGGAGGUCUGGCUUCUGGUGCUGAGCCAUCAGCAGCACCGAUACCAGACGGAUCAACAGUCCCGAGUAUCAACGUACAAGUUUCUACUCCGCUGGGAGAAUCAACACGCCCAUGGCUGAGCGACGCCAUAACCAUCAUGCUCAAAAAUAUUCGCUCUGCGUCUAACGCUUAUCAAGACCCGAUCAAGGUCCUCUCACACGCGCUACCAUGCCCGUCUACAGAAGGUCACGCCUUUCCUACCAUCAUCAGCUCUCUACACGACGAGACUCCUACAUCACCUACGUGUUGGAUCAAUGUUUUCCACGCGCUGCCCGGCAGAUUCAGUCUCGCAGAUCUUCCCACAUCCCCUCCCAGCACCCCAGGUCCUCCUAUUGGUGGAGAUGAUUACUUCACCAGCAAGGUCUUCGACUCGGCUGUACACAUACUCGACUAUGCCGACAACCUUAAAUCCCUCCCACAGUCUCCUCGACCUGUAGUGCCGCCUUCUUCAGUUGACGUUUCUAUCGUCGAACGCUAUAUCCCACCUACCAACAAGAACGAAUUUGCCGACAUGUUCACCACCAAGGGCCCCUCGCUGCUUGUAGACAGACUGGUCGAAUUGUCGCCAGACAACGGCACGCUCAUCUUCGUGUACCCCACCAAGCGCGGAGCGCAGACGUUUGUCAAUGAGUAUCUUGGGCCCAUUCUCGACCCAAUUCUUAGAUCAAUGGUCGUUGUCAAUGGUUUCUCGUCAGACAUGGGCCAGCAACUGGGCAAGAUGGUCGCGGCCGACGAACUGCCCGACCACGACAUGAUGAAGAGAAAGAUCAUGUCACUCUGCUCUUCGUUGAGCCAGUCAAGCCCAGGCAUGGAACGCUUCCAGAGGAUACCCACGAAUUUUGAGUUACUACUCUCAUCCACAGAGGAGGUCACGCUGGAUCGCAAAGUUUGGUCGGAGGACUGGUGGGCCAAGCAGGAGAAGCCACGCAUUAGGGAAACCAUCUCGCGUNUUUUCCGCAAAGCCAAUAGAGCUCAGGAAGAUCAGACACCUGUUAGUCUGGUGCAUGAAGUACUGGACGGCGUUGCUCAANAAGCAUACCCAGAAGGAAGAGAAAGACAAUCCGGCAUUGAAGUCAGCGUGUUUGUCAUCUCAAGAUCGAGGUGUGCGAAGUGA